AUGAGCCUCAAUCGACAAAAUGGGACACAGACCAGUGGGGUGGAUGAUGCAACAAAGCCUGCGUUGCAGAGCUUACAGUUACCCCCAACUCCGGCAAAGGAAUCUAUCCCUCGACCGCCAUCAAUGAUGGGUCAAGCAAGAAAGAGGCUUGCUGAGCCAGUUGUCGCCGCAUUCAUGGCAGGUGGAGUGGCCGGCGCAGUCUCCCGGACCAUUGUAUCACCGCUGGAACGCUUGAAAAUCCUCCUGCAGAUUCAAAGUGUAGGGCGUGAAGAGUACAAACUUUCCAUUUGGAAGGCUCUGGGGAAAAUGGGCCGCGAGGAAGGCUGGCGAGGAUUCAUGCGCGGCAAUGGGACAAAUUGUAUUCGUAUCAUUCCCUACUCUGCAGUUCAAUUUGGAAGCUAUAAUUUUUACAAGAAGUUCGCCGAGUCUCCUGAUGGCGAUAUGUCACCGGCUCGCCGCCUCCUAUGCGGUGCUGCUGCUGGCAUUACGUCCGUGACGUUUACCUACCCUUUAGACAUUGUUCGUACACGACUUUCUAUCCAGUCUGCUUCGUUUGCAGAUCUCGGGAAUCGAGACCCCACUCAGAAACUGCCAGGCAUGUUUACCACCAUGGUUUCAAUAUACAAGAACGAGGGUGGUACAGUUGCGCUCUACCGUGGCAUUGCCCCUACUGUUGUGGGAGUGGCGCCUUACGUGGGGCUGAACUUUAUGACCUACGAAUCGGUCCGAACAUACUUGACACCAGAUGGAGAGAAGAAUCCGAGCUCGUGGCGAAAGCUGCUUGCGGGUGCAAUCUCUGGGGCAGUGGCUCAAACAUGCACAUAUCCCUUUGACGUUCUGCGGCGACGCUUUCAGAUCAACACCAUGUCCGGAAUGGGGUAUCAGUAUAAAUCGAUCUGGGAUGCCAUACGAGUGAUUGUGGCACAGGAGGGCUUGCGAGGACUCUUCAAAGGAAUUGGGCCCAAUCUUUUGAAAGUCGCACCCAGCAUGGCUAGCAGUUGGCUCAGCUUCGAAUUGACGCGGGAUUUCCUUGUCACUCUCGGUGAUAAGGAUUAG
Messenger RNA from Penicillium pulvis, 1056 nucleotides. RefSeq names its product putative mitochondrial carrier protein. The transcript has 5 exons. Gene Ontology annotation, biological process: transmembrane transport. Lineage: Eukaryota; Fungi; Ascomycota; Eurotiomycetes; Eurotiales; Aspergillaceae. The record is from RefSeq and is a predicted model, not a curated record. Bases 1 to 1056 code for a protein of 351 amino acids.